Cajanus cajan (pigeon pea) is the source of this 1433-nucleotide messenger RNA. RefSeq lists its product as uncharacterized. NCBI's taxonomy places the organism in Eukaryota, Viridiplantae, Streptophyta, Magnoliopsida, Fabales, Fabaceae. The record is from RefSeq and is a predicted model, not a curated record.
UCCAUCUCUAUACUAUUACUACCCCAUAUCAAUCCCUUAUUUAACCAAAUUAUUUUUGUUUCAAUUUUGUUCGUUCCACAUCGACCAACUCUCCCAUCACAUAUCCAUCUAUCUUAAAUGUCAGUUUCAGUACCAUGGCUGCUGCAGGGAUUGGCCUUGUUUCGGUGACCCAGAUCCAAAAUUUGUCUAAAUCCCAACACCAACACUACCUCCACCACAAACCAAACACUACCUCCACCCCAAACCAAACCCUAACUCCACCACCACUCGGAUCGAUGUGGAACCCAAGGGACCUAGAAGAUGACUCGUGGGAGGUCAGAGCCUUUGCCGAAGACACCAACAACGUCAUGGGCACCACUUGGCCUCCAAGGUCCUACACAUGCACCUUCUGCAGAAGAGAGUUCCGUUCGGCACAAGCUCUCGGUGGCCACAUGAACGUUCACCGCCGCGACCGUGCUCGGCUCCACCAAGCCUCUCCCAACAACACUAUCUCUCCCCUCUCUCUUGCACAUCCCUCUUCUUCUUUCCUUAACAUUAACAUCCCUCACUCUCAUCAGGAACAUCUUGUUGCAAACGGCGGCUUCUGCCUCUUGUACCCCUUCCCUAGCCCUAACACUGCUGCUCCAUUUCCCACUCUUAACCACCACACUGCGUUGAAUAAUAAUGCAUGUGGUGACUCACCCUCCACUCUUUUCUCAGUCUCUCCCCAUUCUAAUCACACUCCAAACAAUUUUAUGCCUAGUUCCUUUGAUUUCUCGAUGCCUCAGCCUGCUUCGGAGAUGCCUGAUUUUUCUUCUUACUCAUUAGGCUCUGCAAAAGUGGAACUAGAACCCGCAACCUCUUCUGUCAAUAAUGGCAGCCACGAUGAGGAGCUUGAUCUAGAACUCCGCUUGGGAAAUAGAUCAACAUCAACAUGAUGAGAAAUUUAUUUAUUAUUUAUUUAUUGUUUUGUGAACCAGUACCACCAUGAGGUGCUUGUGAGGAAGUUCAAAAGCCAAAUUCCAGAGAGAAAAUAACUACUUGCUCUCUUUUGUAGCUGCUAUGCAAGAGAUAUGGAGAGUACUGUAAUUUUUAUUCACGUUUGAAAACACCUUGUACAACUCUCAUAUAUGGGUUUUUUGGUUGGAUUUUUUUUUUUCUUUCAGUUUCUGAUUUCUUAGUUGUUUUUUCUUUUUAUAAACAUCUCAGUUCUUGAUUGAUUAAUUUUGUUAGUAUGUAGUUGUUUUGCGAAAGGAGCACCAGGAAGAGCAGUUUUGUUGGAGGUGACAGUAAUGAAGUAGAGGAAGGAGAAGACAACACAUGUAAAUUCAAAGAAAGUGAAAUGUAAGUUGUACUAGUUUCAAAGAAAUUGCCGAUAAUUUAUUAAUAGAAGAAAGAUUAGGGUUUGAGGGAGACACUGAACAAAGGUUGUAGUGGAGUGUCAUUUUCCGUUU